Ostreococcus tauri is the source of this 1044-nucleotide messenger RNA. RefSeq names its product Phosphatidylinositol N-acetylglucosaminyltransferase. Bases 1 to 1044 code for a protein of 347 amino acids. NCBI's taxonomy places the organism in Eukaryota, Viridiplantae, Chlorophyta, Mamiellophyceae, Mamiellales, Bathycoccaceae. The transcript has a single exon. Gene Ontology annotation, biological process: GPI anchor biosynthetic process. The record is from RefSeq and is a predicted model, not a curated record. Gene Ontology annotation, cellular component: glycosylphosphatidylinositol-N-acetylglucosaminyltransferase (GPI-GnT) complex; membrane.
AUGCGUCGCGAGGUGCCGAAAUCGUCAUUGUUCGACGAUUUGCGUCGCGCUCGACGUCGAUCGCGCUCGAUGCGCUCGAGCGCCGACGCGGGGGUAUCUGGACGUCCUCAUCGCGUGCUGUACGACGCACACGAGCGCGAGCGUCCAGAUAACCAGACGGAUGCGGAGACAUUUCUGAAGCGUUUGACGCUCAACGCGCGCGUGCGCGAGCGCGCGUACGUCUCGAGCGCGAUCGCGGCGUGGACGAUCUCGCAGCAGUGUGCCAUGGUCGUCGUACACGCCGGGUUACACGCAGCGCUCGUGGACGGGAGCGCGGAGGCGAGAGGGAGGAUACGGUUGGAGCUAGGCGCGCUCGCCGUCGGCGGCGUGGCGUGGGCGCUCGGUGGAUCGAACGGUGGACGAGGGCUCGGUGGGUUGGUAAAGCGAUCGUUGCGAUCGUUGAGGUUGUUUGCGCUCGUGUCGUGCGGUCUAGCGGCUCUCACGCCGUUAUGUCAGACGAUGACUGCGGCGGUGAGCGACGACACAGCGGCGGUAUGCUCGGCGCUCUCGCUUGGAUUGUACGUCUUGGCGUACGAUUACGCGUUCGCGAAUCUCGAGACGAAGCAGCUGGCGAGUUCGUUUUCGCUCGGCGCGGCGAUGUUUGCGACGAUGCUCAUGGCGAGUCGACUGGACGAUCGCCCGAGCGUGUUCGCCGACGCGCUCCUGGCGCUCGAGUGUUACGUCUUGGCACCGUACGUCUGGCGCGCCGUUCGCGUGCGAUCCACCGCGCUACAUCUCAUCGUGGUGUUCACGGUACACGUCUGGGCCUUCAUAAUAGCUCGUGAGUGCGAUCCCUUGCUCGGGUGGGCGUUCGUAGCCUGGACCUUUCUCCUCGCCGUGCUCUCGCCCGGGCUUCUCGUGUUUCUCGCUCGCCGCGGCAAGACGCAAAUCGCCGGUCCUUGGGACGAGGCCCUCCCGAAGCUCUAUCUCUUUCGCGGUACCGAGCGCGCGAGUGGGGUUCCGCGAUAUCGCCACUAUUACGCCAACAAACGCAGCAUCGAGUGA